Trichogramma pretiosum is the source of this 3976-nucleotide messenger RNA. RefSeq lists its product as uncharacterized. The record is from RefSeq and is a predicted model, not a curated record. The coding region runs from base 318 to 1580 and encodes 420 amino acids. NCBI's taxonomy places the organism in Eukaryota, Metazoa, Arthropoda, Insecta, Hymenoptera, Trichogrammatidae. The transcript has 4 exons.
AAAAGUCGUGUCGACACUGAGGCACACGAGAGCACGACGUCGAUUCAGCUGGAAAGCUCUACUCUUCCACGCUCUUUCUCUCUCUUUCUCUCUCUCUCUCUCUCUCUCUCUCUCUCUCUUUCUGUCUGUCUCGUCGAGUGAGUCCGAUUAUAGCCUAAAGCUUUCGCUCCUUCCUUUUUUUCGGCGUUUUUUUAUCCUGCGUAAAAGUGUAAAGUUUAUGUGUGCGGAAGUUAACAACACUGCGUGUCAACGAUAAUCAAACUAUUAACAUAGAACUAAGCCCCUACCUACAUCAGGAGUAGCUUACGCGAAAUACCAUGUCGGACAGUGAAGAAACUGAUGUUUCUUACGCCGACUGGAAUAUAUCUCGCGACUGGCUGGAGGGUGUCCUGCAAGAGUACCUCGGCAAAGACUCGCAGCCCGAGGUCGUCGAGUUCACCAUCAGACCCGGCUGCAACAGCGGCGAGAGUGUACUCAGCGACAUCCUGGCAAUCGGUCUAGAGUACCGACGAGCGCCUCAGCAAGCAGCCGAGCAGAUCAACCUCAUUGUCAAGCGACUGCCGCAGGAUCCGUACAGUCGGUUUUUCGUCACCGAGGCUCAGUUCGAUCUUCGAGAGAUCAGGUUCUAUACGCAGGUCAUUCCCGAUCUCGAGGUGUUUCAACGGAAAAAUCGCCAGGAGUCGGCGCCGCCAAUCGAGCUGCCGAUAGCCCGAUGCAUACACGCGCACUACAGUCCGGCGAGCGGCAGCGAGGAGAGCCCCGAGCCACCCGAGUCCUAUUUGGUCCUGGAAAAUCUCGCUUCCAAGGGAUACGAGAGCGCCGAAUUUUCCCGUGGCUUGACGUUGAAACAAGCCGAGGCUGCGCUCGACGCGAUCGCUAGAUUACACGCUCUCUCGCUGACCUUAAAAGUCAAGGAGGGCAAGCCCUUGAACGAGAGGUAUCCCUUUCUCUUUCAGACUGCCAGAGCCACGGACUCUUAUCAACAAUUGGUCGAACGCGGUCUGCCUCAACUAGCUCGUUUUCUCGAGCGUCGUCCAGGUCUCGAGGCCGUGCUCGAGGCCCUACUCGCUCUGCGUCCUCGCACCAAAGAGGUCAUUGCGAACCUCUUGGCGCCAGAAGAUCCAUUGGCUCUCAUUACCCACACGGAUUUCUGGUGCAAUAAUCUGCUGUUUCGAGCCAACGACGACGGUGCCUGCGAGUGCGCCAUCCUCGACUGGCAAAUGGUCACCUACAGUCGGCCGACCAACGACGUGGCUCUUCUCGUCGUCAGCAGUCUACCGACGGAGCUGCGCCGUCGACACACCUCGGCUCUGCUCGACGGUUACUGGAACAGCCUCACUGGCAGCUGCUCGACUCUGGGCCUCGACGUUUCUAGCCAGCUGAAUUACACCAGGUCGGACCUGGAUCGAGAUUACAGGCGCUCGACGCUGCUGGCCCUGCUGUUGUGCAUCGGCUCGGUCGACGUGGCCCUCGGCGAUCCCAUGACCGAGCAGAGGCUCAUCGAUGUGCUCGAGGACUUGCAAAACGAGGGAGUGCUCGCCUUCAAGGACGUCGUUGAACAACAGCAGCAGCAAACCUGAGUGCUCAUGGCCGACGAGGUUUAAGAGCGCACCAAUCUCGACACGAGCCAAAAGUAAUGAGCACAAUACUCCAAAUCGAACAGUAUUAAUGUAUCAGUAUUGACGCGAGUGAUGAUGGCACUUUUGCGGAUUUGCUUCGACACUCUUUCUGUUUUAUUAUAUUCGUAGCCAAGCUUGUUAUAAAAAGUUAUAUCGUUUUCGAUUGCUCAAGGAAUUAUCUGUUUUUUUUUUUCAAUAGCGCACAAAUUUAGCUUCUCUCUCACGGCUGUAAUCAAAGAAGCGGAGAAGAGCAAGGUAGUGUCCUUUUAUUAUAUCGCGCAUGUUUACGCUCGAUACAUGAAUGAAAUUGAUAAGCAAAGGGAAUACGUAUAUGUCGGUAUACAGCAUGGAUAUUAUUAUAUUAAACGUCUGUAAUAUUGUGAAUGUGAGCGCGAAAUCGGAGGUCGCGUCCUUCGAAUCCACAAGUAUAUUUAUUUACAUGUAUAUUGUAUCGAGAACUUGUGAGACUGUUGUGAUCUUGCGUAUGAGUGCGACAUAUAAAAUCAUAAAAAAUAAUUGUUACAAACGAGAGAGCUUUGAUGAUUGAUAUUCACGGAUGCGCGAAGUUCGCGCGAUGUAUCAAUUACUAGGUAUUAUCAUUAUAUAAAUAUUGAAAAAUACGAUUAGGUGCGUGCGAAACAUGUAUCAUAUUGUACGAAGUAGCAAGCUUUUUUCAUUUGUAUAAUAAAUUUAAAAAAAAAUGAAAUAAAGGCUGAGAGUUUAGCUAAUUAAUGCCUUGUUUUUUAAUCAAUGCGGAAUAGGAGAAAUGCAGUCCUAGAAACUAUAUAAAAAAAGUGAUACCUAUAAUAGCAAAGCUAGUUUUACGAAACAACUUCCAUAUAAAGUGUAAUUCGAUGAUGUCAUUUUACCAGUACACAUACACAUGCGUUAUGUGAGCUUUGCAAGUUACGAAGCGUCAAUCGAUUUUGCAUGUAACUAUUAAUUGCCAAAACGUUAUAUGCUGCGAUGACUCAAUAUCAUGAGUAUACGAUGUACUGAUAUUAUUAAUAAAUCAAUAAUUGCCCAAUUGCGACGGCCUGACAUCGCUCGGGCGUGAAAAUGACGUCGAGUGAUUUUAAUGGCUGGCGUAGAUUUAUUAUGCAAACGUAAUUUUUUAUUCAAUCAACUUUCAUUAGCCGAUAUAACUCAUUUGUUAUUCGUGUCCGAUAAGACUUAUAUAGUGCAGCGCUGAGCACACGAUUCACAUCUCGAUAGUCAAUCGAAAAAAAAAUUUCUUGACGCGUACACACGGCCAACGUCAAGGCUUCUCAUUUGCACAUUUUUGCCAGCAACAGUUUUAUGUGUUCGUCAAAAAAACCGUACUCAAAAAAACAAGAGAUAGGGCACAAACAAUGUAUAUAGCAUUACACGAUUCGAUUGUAUCCACUAUCAUAGAUUUGUUUUUUAAAACAAACAAUAUGCGUACGCACGUAUACUCGUUGUAGACUUUGUUUUAAUGACGUUCACAUACGUAUGCGGAUUUUCCAAACGGUGAGAUUUCGGUCGAUAAUCCGUGUGUUAAAUUUGUAUACGCAAGAGCAAAUUAGGUACAAGGCUAACGUGAGAUUACGCAGAAAUGAAACGCGAGAGAGCAAGAGAGAGAGAGAAAGUAUAGAAUCAAAACGACAGUAAUAAUGUACAUACAACUGCUUUGUAAUGUAACGAUGACAUUAUAAAAAGAGAGAUUUACGCAAACAAUAGUUUAGUAAAUGAAAUUAUUGGUCUCGUGGUUGACAUUUAUAUUAUUAUCAGUCCGAGUGCGUAUAAGUUCUGCCGGGUGAGUAAUAUGAUAAUUAUGUAAAAAACGCAGCAAAAAUUAUAAUCACAGCGCACGUUCAUGCAUGUAGACAAAUCUGCCAAUCAAAGAUUAAUUUUAUGUAAACGGUGGCGAUUCAAAAAAAAAAAAAAAGGUAAAAACGUUUCUUGAUUUUCUUAGUUUUUCCAAUACGAUUUUUUUGAUCUGGAUUUCUCAAAAUAAUCGAGCACGUUCUGUCACUUAUGUAUACGCUACGCAAAAAUUACACAUGUGUGCUUGAUCGUCGAAAACUAUUGCAGCGUAUUUUUCUUGCGAAAUCGCGUAAACGCCGCAGUGCGCAAUCGAUUGACACAUACUCGCGAUCGGGAAUCGAGCGACUUCUAUUUAAUCGAUAAUUAAGUGGCGUUAAUAUGCAUAAUCUAUCGUUCAACGCUGCUCGAGAGUGUGCAUAGAGACAAAAAGUAAGUGAUGAAAAAAAAAACGAUAGAUCAUAAGGCUUCCUGCGACAUAUAUAAUAAGUACUAUGUAUUUUUGUUCUUCGUCGAUUGCGCCUAGCUGUAUUACGAAAUUCAGACAAAGAAUAAAUUCGUGUUUUUUUGAG